Messenger RNA from Zea mays, 1881 nucleotides. RefSeq lists its product as uncharacterized. Lineage: Eukaryota; Viridiplantae; Streptophyta; Magnoliopsida; Poales; Poaceae. Bases 529 to 1848 code for a protein of 439 amino acids. The transcript has a single exon. The record is from RefSeq and is a predicted model, not a curated record.
GUGGCAUCUUCGACGCCUCCACCGCCUUCUUCCUCACCAGCUACACCAGCACCCUCGGUGGAGCGCAGCUGCGCGUUUUUGAGCGCCGUCAGAAGGUGGGCGGCCGCCUGGGCACCGUCACUCUCGCGGGCGACAGCUUCGAGGCCGGCGGCUCCAUCAUCCACCCCCGCAACCUCCACGCGCGCCGCUUCGCCGACCUCCUGGGACUCGCCGUGAAGACCGGCGGCGACGACUGGCUAGGGAUCUGGGACGGCAAAAGCUUCGUCUUCCAGGGGCGACGAUGCGUGUUCGUUUGGUGUCUCAGUCAUAGCCACAGCCACGGUACACCAGGAUCCAGCCUGGCUCCUACUCCACGGGCUCCGCCGUUCCUCACAUAUACCAACUCGUCCCCUCUUAUCUCCGUCCACCACGCAUCGUCGCCCCUCGCUCGCUCCGCAAUUCCGCAUCGCCUCCUAUCCUUCGCCCGCCAACCUCGGCGGGUCAGAGCGUGUUUCGCGCGGGGGCUGUGGCAGGAGCAGCAGCAGCGCCAUGGACCCGUGCCCGUUCGUGCGGGUGCUGGUGGGCAACCUCGCGCUCAGAAUGCCGGUGGCGCCGCCCGCCGCCGGGGCCGGCGCGGGCGUCCACCCGUCCAUGUCGGCGUGCUACUGCAAGAUCCGGCUCGGGAAGAUGCCGGUCCAGAGCGUCCCGGCGCCGCUCGUGGUCUCCGACGGCGGCGAGCAGACGCCGGCGUCCGGGGCCCUCGCCGCCGCGUUCCACCUGUCCAAGGCUGACCUGGAGUGGUUCGACGGGAAGCCCUCGCUCUUCUCGUCGCGGCGCGGGGCAGGGGAGGCUAGCCUGAAGGUGUCGGUCUACGCCGGCCGGAAGGGGAGUGCCUGUGGCGUCAGCUCCGGGGGGCUGCUCGGGAAGGCUACGGUCCCGCUCGACCUCAAGGGCGCCGAGGCCAAGCCCGCCGUGCUGCACAGCGGCUGGAUCUCCAUCGGGAAGCGGGCCGGGAAGGGCAGCCCGUCGGCGGCGGAGCUCUGCCUCACCGUGCGCGCGGAGCCGGACCCGCGGUUCGUCUUCGAGUUCGACGGCGAGCCGGAGUGCAGCCCGCAGGUGCUGCAGGUGCGCGGCAGCAUGAGGCAGCCCAUGUUCACAUGCAAGUUCGGGUGCCGCAGCAACAGCGACCUGCGCAGGCCCGGGAUGCGGCGUGAGCGCGACGCCGCGUCGGCCAAGGAGCGCAAGGGGUGGUCGGUGACGGUGCACGACCUGAAGGGGUCCCCCGUGGCGAUGGCGUCCAUGGUGACGCCAUUCGUGUCGUCGCCGGGCACGGACCGCGUGAGCCGGUCCAACCUGGGCGCGUGGCUCAUCCUCCGCCCCGCGGCCGACGGCGCCUGGGAGGCCUGGGCGCGCCUCGAGUGCUGGCGCGACCGCCGCGGCUCUGGCGCGUCCGACAGCCUGGGCUACCGCUUCGACCUCCUCGUCCCCGGCGUGGACCACGCCGCCGUCGCCCUCGCCGACUCCUCCAUCCCCUCGUCCAAGGGCGGCAAGUUCGCCAUCGACCUGACCGCCGCGCAGCCGCUCAGCCGGGGCGGCACGCCGGGGUGCAGCCCGAGAGGCAGCGGCGACCUGAGCAAGUGGCCCCUGGGGAACUACCGCGGCUUCGUCAUGUCCGCCGCGGUCCAGGGCGAGGGCCGGUGCAGCAAGCCGACGGUGGAGGUCGGGGUGGCGCACGUCGGGUGCGCCGAGGACGCGGCUGCCUUCGUCGCCCUCGCCGCGGCCGUCGACCUGAGCAUGGACGCCUGCAGGCUCUUCUCCCACCGGCUGAGGAAGGAGCUCAACUCUCCCCUUCUGGUACAAAUUGUUUGAUCGACUACUGUUAUGUUUUAAAUAAAUUCUACC